GUGGAUUUGUUUUUCCAUUGCAAAAUGAAAGAGCAUUGAUGAAAUUGAUGAAAAUAACACUUUUGGCGUUGCAGCUGCCAUCAAGGAGUGGCUAAGGAGCCCACAUGCCACGGAACCGAUUUCAAAAAUUCAGUUGUUGGCUCAAGUUGCCCAACAUGACAGAGUGGCAAUUCGCAUUUCAAAUGUGGGAUGGGGUCCUGCCCGACCCAUGGGACUAUGAACAUUUACGCGUGCCACCCGAGAUGCGAAACGACGUUUUCCUGGAGCGAGACAUACCAGGAAUCAUCCGGAGAGUGCAUGCAAAGGCGGCGCGGCACUACUCCAUGGCUGUGCAGUUCUGGCAGGACCUGCAAGACUGUUUCGCGUUGUGUUACCAGCCCUACCAGCCCUUGCUUCGCGAAGAAGAACUCCAGACUUGAGGC
Messenger RNA from Cladocopium goreaui, 422 nucleotides. The record is from the annotation of a GenBank genome assembly. Lineage: Eukaryota; Dinophyceae; Suessiales; Symbiodiniaceae.